CUCAUCUAUCAGACGACCCAAAGCCAUCACCCUUCGGAGAAAACUACAACCACCGCUCUCAAAUCCCCUCUCCCUCUCCUGUACCAACUCUUUUUGGGCCUCGCCACUCGAAUCUCAACCAUAGUUCCUUUAACGCCCCUCCGCGCAGUUUUCCGCGCACUCUCAAGAGCAGCCCUCCCAUUCAAAGCCCUGCUCCCGGGAUCAAUCUCACGAGGAACAGUAGCAGCCAUGGGAAAACGCAAACACCGAAACGCCUUCCCACCACCCAAGGCUUCGUCCUCAUCGUCAAACGCCCGCGACGCACCCUCCCCACCGCCACUUCCUGCCAUCAAGUUCGGAGAGUUCAAGCUGACCAGUACAUCUGGGCCAUUUACCCCUAAUCCCGUAACCACUACUACCAUCACCAACACCGCAACCACCACCGCCACGACAGUCAAUUCGAUGGGAAGAGAAGUAGGGGAAGAUGACGGCGGGGGGGAGUGGCAGAUAGCUAAACGACAUAAGAAGUCGAAACACAAGUAUCCGUCUUUCGAAGUCUCGCCUGCCAGACUGAAAAACGCUGUCAAGCUCAGUGACAUACAGUCUCUUGUUCUGUGGCUGUUGGCUGACGGGACUGCGCCCCAGUGGCUGCUUGUCAAGAAUAAGAAUGAGAUUCGCGGGGUUGUGGUUGUCAUGGUUCCUGGAUUGGAGAUGGCGAUUCCUGGUUCAAAGCCGGGCCUGGGUUGGGGAAAGCGUGCGUUUUUUCCCCAGGAACUUAAAAAGGCCCAAUUACAGGUCUGUGUGAGAGGGUUCGCGGAUAUGUUUUCCCAUGUUUGGCCAGUUGUAGCCCCUGGGGAUGAGCGUGGGAGGGUGUACUCCGCUAUAGCUGGAUUCUUAAAUACACCUAUUCCUAAAGGGAAGGCCCCACAGGAUCCCGAUAAGUAUACAACGAGUCAGAGGAUAGGCAUCACUCGACUUGUUAUGCCCUUUGGAGAACUGGUUGAGAAUGAGUAUCCGGUCCAUUCUGUUCAUGCUACGACCUCAUCUGUGGCAGAAACUACUAAAGUUGGGUGGGUUGAAACGGAUCUUUCGAGGGGGAAUGGUCGGGAGAAUAACGAGGGUGGUUCCGUUACAGAGGCAAAGACAAUUUACGCUAUGGACUGCGAGAUGGUGCAGACGAAGCAAGGGUUGGAACUAGUGAGAAUCAGUCUCGUGAGUUGGGAUGGGGAGACGAUUUAUGAUACUCUGGUUAAGCCCGAUAGUCCUAUUACAGACUAUUUGACGCCUAGGUAUUCCGGCGUGACCAAGGCGAUGCUCGAUCCCGUCACCACUAGCCUGAAAGAUGUCCAAAACCACCUCUUAAGGCUCCUCAAUAACGAUACAAUUCUCGUCGGACAAUCCCUCAACGCCGAUCUCAGCGCCAUCAAAAUAGCCCAUCCACAUAUCGUAGACACCUCGGUAAUUUACAAUCACCCCCGCGGACCCCCAUACAGAGCUUCAUUAAAAUGGCUCUCCACGAAGCACCUUAAACGCGAGAUUCAGAAGGACGGGUCAAACGGUCAUGACUCGAUAGAAGAUGCAAAAGCCUGUCUGGACCUCUUAAAGCUCAAACUAGAGAGAGGGCUCGAAUAUGGAACUAGCAGCGCGGCCGCCGAGAGCAUUUUCAAACGACUAUCCAGGGUGCGGCCGGUACCCCGCAUUGGUGGAGUCGUCGACUACGGGACACCGGACAAAUGGUGGAGCCCUAGCGCUGCCAGAGUGAUCCAGGCAAAGGACGACGCAGAGGUAGCUACAGGCAUUGUAAAAUCUAUCUGUGGGGAUCCUCCCGGCACUCGUGACGGGCAUCCUAAACUUGAUUUAGUCUGGGGCCGUAUGCAUGCUCUCGAGGCUCUCCGCGGAUGGAACAAGGCGGCCGCACCAGAGGAGGGUCCUCCCAUCCCCAUUGAAAACACCGAGUCGAAUCAUGCUGUGAUUGCCCAGGGAGUCAGGGACGUUGCAACCCAGCUAAAGCAGAUCUACGACUCCUUGCCACCUUGCACUGCUUUCAUUGUGUACUCCGGUACCGGAGACCCUAGGGAAUUAAGAAGACUACAGGAUAUGCAGAGGGAGCACAAAAGGCAGUACAUGACUAUGAAGUGGGACGAACUUACUGUCAAAUGGACGGAUACGGAGAACCGUGCGUUGGCAGCUGCUGCGAAUACUACCCGGGAGGGGAUCGCCUUCUUGACGGUUAAAUAG
Molecule: messenger RNA, 2217 nt
Organism: Tuber melanosporum (Perigord truffle)
Lineage: Eukaryota; Fungi; Ascomycota; Pezizomycetes; Pezizales; Tuberaceae
Exons: 3
Coding region: 229-2217 (662 amino acids)
Cellular component (GO): nucleus
Molecular function (GO): exonuclease activity; nucleic acid binding
Source: RefSeq, a predicted model, not a curated record